AUGCGUCUGUCAUCUUUUCUGGCUGUUUUCCGGCCUGCUCUGCCUCUCAUCCUGGGCCUGUCUUUGGGCUGUAGCCUCAGUCUUCUGAUGGUGUCCUGGACGCAGGGGGACACUGAUGAGGCUUGUGGAGAUGACCUGGGCAAUGGGAGACUCGUACACAACGGUCAUAUCAGAGAUCUCCACAAUGGUCAAGAAGGGGAUGGAAAUGAGGACUUCCAGCCUCGCAUCGUGCCCUAUCACAAAGAUCCCAACAAACCACACAAGAAAGUUCUCAGGACUCGCUACAUCCACACAGAGCUGGGCAUCCGAGAACGGCUUCUGGUGGGCAUCCUGAGCUCACGUGCCACUCUGAACACACUUGGGGUUGCGGUCAAUAAAACAGUAGCUCACCAUUUCCAUCGAACCUUCUUUUUCACUGGCCUUCGAAGUGCAAAGGCGCCACACGGCAUGGCGGUCAUCGCUCAUGGUGAUGACCGACCCGUCUGGCUGAUGUAUGAAACCAUACGACACCUCCACCAGCAUCACGCCAAUGAGUAUGACUGGUUUUACCUUGCACAGGACGAUACGUACACACAAGCUGAAAGGAUCAUGGAGCUGGUUAAUCACCUCAGUGCGGGACAGGACAUGUACAUGGGGCGGGCAGAGGAAUUUAUUGGGGGUGAAGAACGUGCCCGAUAUUGCCAUGGCGGAUAUGGGUACCUGCUGUCACGAAGCCUUCUAGCACGACUGCAGCCACAUCUGGACUCUUGUCGAAACGACAUCCUUAGCGUCAGGCCAGACGAGUGGCUUGGUCGAUGCAUCAUUGAUUACCUGGGUCUUAGCUGUGUGGAGAAGCAUCAGGAGAUGACGUACCGCUACUUUGAACUACAGAAGAAUGUGGACCCUGAGCGUGAGGACAGUGCACAGUUUAAGAACGCCUUCACUGUCCACCCCAUCUCUGAACCUGCUCUGAUGUAUCGCCUACAUAAGCGCUACAACCAGAUUGAAUUGGACUGGACAUAUGCACAAAUUCAGCACUUACAGAAUCAGAUCAAUAACAUAAGUGAGCUCACUCCAGAGGGUAAAGCUGGAGCCACCUGGCCCAUCGGAAUCAACCCACCAUUCCGACCCAAAACCCGCUUUGAGGUGAUCAACUGGGAAUACUUCACAGAAGAGCACAUUUAUUCAUGUGGCGACAGCUCACCAAAGUGUGAGCUUCGAGGAGCCGACCGGGCAGACGUCAGUUCAGUUCUGGAGACCGCAGUGGGCCGUCUGAACGAGCGAUAUCAGCCCCAGCUGCGCUUCCGUAAGCGCCGUCUACUCAACGGUUACCGGCGAUUUGAUCCCACAAGAGGGAUGGAGUAUGUGCUGGAUUUGGCUCUGGAAGCCUUUACGCAGAAGGGUCACAGUCAGGUAAUCGCCAAGCGAGUGAAUCUGCUAAAGCCUCUCAGUGCUGUGGAAAUCAUCCCCAUGCCAUAUGUAACGGAAGCAACACGGGUGCAGGUGAUCCUCCCUGUGACCGCACAUGACCAAGACUUUGUGGGCAACUUCUUGGACAUGUACGUCAUGAAUGCUCUGGAUACCCAUGACAAUGCUCUGCUCACCUUCUUGUUUGUUUAUGACCCUUUCGAUGCCCAAAGAGUCAGUCAGACGGAUGUCUUUGCUGGUGUUAAAGCCAUGAUUGGUGAGGUAGAGAAACGUUACGGCGACGUCAAGAUCCCUUGGAUCAGUGUAAAGACUGAAGUUCCCUCACAGGUCAAGCUAAUGGACAUCAUCUCCAAGAAGCACCCAGUAGACACUCUGUUCUUCCUGGCCAGUGUAUGGACUGAGGUCAACGCUGACUUUCUCAACCGCUGUCGGAUGAAUGCUAUCAGCAAUUGGCAGGUCUUCUUCCCAAUCCACUUUCAAGAGUACAGUCCUGCUUUGGUCUACCGCGACCAGCAGCCUUCUGCUGCUUCAUCAUUUGCAUCUGAAACUUUGCGUGAUGGCCACUUUGACCGGCACGUCUUUGAAGAAGCUUGUUUUUAUAACGCAGAUUACAUGGCUGCCCGCACAAAGAUGGCGGCUGACAUCCUGGACAACGAUGAGUUGCUGGAGAGCAUGGAUGUCUAUGAGAUCUUUGUACGUUACUCUGGGUUGCAUGUGUUUCGGGCUGUGGAGCCGGCGCUAGUACAGAAGUAUGUGCACAGGGAAUGUAACCCACGCUUUAGCGAGGACAUCUAUCACCGCUGUGUGCUCAGUAACCUGGAGGGGCUGGCCUCUCGAUCACACCUAGCCAUGGCUUUGUUUGAACAGGAGCAGGCCAACAGCACCUGAACCAACUAAUGCUGCAAUGUUAAGACGAAACAAACUUCUUGAUUCUGGUUUAGGUGGCCUUAAUUGACCUACUGAUAUUGCUCCAGUCAAUUGCACCCUGAUGCUGUGAACGUCUUUGCAAAGAUCAUCCAGUGAACUCAGUUUAACGAAAUACAAUGACGAUGCCUUGCUGAAAAGACUAGUUCACAUUACAAUGAACUUUGUCUUCAUUUACUCAUGCUCACAUCGCAUUCAACGUUCUUUUUGGACAAAACAGUUGAAGAAUGUUAUUGGUUCAUACAAUGAAUGUCAAAGGUGAUCAUUUCUUAAACAUUUCUUCUUAUGUGUACCACAUGUGAAAGAAAUUCAGGUUUUGAAGUAAGCCGGUUUCCAUUUUUUGGGGUUUAAGGAUUUACAUACAAUAGAAUUGAUCUAUACAUGGUCUAAUAGUCAAGAAUACCUCAUUUAGGCAGUGAACGAUAUUAAUGAUAUCAUCUUAACUAACUUCAAAUAAAAAUGAGUUUUAACUUGUUUACAUAGCUUCCGAUGACUGAAUGCAGGAACCUAAAGUUCAUAAGUGAAAAGCUGAACAAAUUCAGUCAUCGUUUAUUAUGUGAUCAUGUCAGACUUCAGGUGGUUAGUAGAGGUUCUACUCUCAGCUACAAGAGUAACUUGAGCCAUCUUGCUUCCUUCAGAUAUGAUUGUAUGACCUUUGAACAGAAUGUGCUGAAUAUUUCAGAACUCAAUAAACAUCAUCUGUGAAAGCUGAUCAUGAAUAAUGA
This is a messenger RNA of Danio rerio (zebrafish), 3056 nucleotides long. The record is from RefSeq and is a predicted model, not a curated record. NCBI's taxonomy places the organism in Eukaryota, Metazoa, Chordata, Actinopteri, Cypriniformes, Danionidae.